Rhipicephalus microplus (southern cattle tick) is the source of this 985-nucleotide messenger RNA. RefSeq names its product putative ubiquitin-conjugating enzyme E2 C. The record is from RefSeq and is a predicted model, not a curated record. NCBI's taxonomy places the organism in Eukaryota, Metazoa, Arthropoda, Arachnida, Ixodida, Ixodidae.
GUCAUUUCUUGAACGCCAUCGUUCGCCCCUCGCUAUGGGCUCGCAGAACUUGGAACAGUCGACGCCCGCCCUCGAGGAAAGCAGUCCGCGUGGCAGCCGUCUGGACAGUGGUGCCGAGACGUCCGUGCGCCGUUCGUCCACCAAGAGGCUUCAGCAGGAGUUGAUGGCGCUCAUGACGUCGGGCGACCGGGGCAUAUCGGCCUUUCCCGAGGGGGAGAACAUCUUCCUCUGGAGGGCAACGAUCGAGGGUCCAGCCGGAACGGUGUUCGAGAAGUCCGUCUACCGGUUGAAGCUGGUGUUUCCCGACGACUAUCCGUAGAGUCCCCUGGUGUGCUUCGAGACGCGCUGCUUUCACCCAAACGUGGACCGGGAGGGCAACAUCUGCAUCGACAUCCUGCAGCACGAGUGGUCGGCACUGCUGGACGUGCGCACGGUUCUACUCUCGAUUCAGUCCCUUCUCGGCGAGCCAAACGUGGACAGCCCGCUGAACUCGCAGGCUGCCUAUCUCUGGGACGACAAGGAAGCCUACCAGAGGGCGCGCGCGGCGUUCGAGUCUGGCCGAGGCGACGAAAACCAAUGGCAGGGCUCGUGCACGGACGAAUAGCGGCGUUCGCCGUCUGUCCUGGUGGUCGCGGUCCACCUGUCCACCUUGGAUCUCCGAGUCAUCAUGGAGAAAGACAAGCGAAAAAACCGGCGUGAAGAAGAUCGGCCUUGCAAUUACAGUCCCUGAAAACACUCUUGCAUUCAGUAUUUCACUUUCAACGCUGCCUAUCCUUGCUACGAACACCAAAAAACAACACACACAACUUCGUCACUCUAUUGCGGUAAUGAAACGUGCUACACGGGAGCUCGGCAGGCAGGCACUUGCACGCAGCAACUCUAUCAGGCUCGUCUAUACAAUGUCGUUGCAUAUAGUAAAAACUACGCCUCCUUUCGCAGAAACUACUGUAUCUAACUAGUAUUACUUGAGAUUUUUGAAUAUUAG